AUGGGGGAAAAUGGCCGGCGCCUACAUGUGUACGACGUUGCGACUGCCGAGCGCAGCUGUGCCCUUGUCUUCAACGGCGGCGAAGGUCACGCAGUGGCACACGCUAUGUCCCUGCUGGGCGUACUCCUAAACUGUGUCGAUGAGCUGAAGGAUAAAUAUGGACUGCUGAUAUGCAAACGCAGCAGCUGGGAUGCGGCCGUAACCAUCCUUGACCAUAGUCUAUAUGACAGUUUCGGGGCAUGCGGAUAUCAUCGCGAAUUCUCGCAAGGAUUGUCAGUGGUAGCUGAAGACGUGCAGGAUACUCUGGAGGCUAUUUUUAGGCAUGCUUUCGGUGUGGAGGAUGCCCUCAUACAGACGCCUUCGCGCUCCAGAAUCCGGGGCUCACUCGCAGACGACAUCAGCAACGACCUGUGUUCACAAAUGUCUAAUGCGAGUUUGCACACGGAAGGCGCUGUGAGUGGUCAAGAGCAGGUCCCAACUAAUUUCUCGAGAACCACGCCGACGCCUGCUAACACUAAUGGCUCGGACUACUGCUCCAUGCAGAAUAUGAUCACGAUGGACCGAUCUAGAGAGAUGAAUCUCGAACGUUUAAUCGUGCGCUUUGUAGAGGAUACCCCAAUGGAGUCACUGGGCGAGAAGCGAUCUGCCGACUUCAAUACAUUCGUAGAACCCGGCUUGGAAAUGAAGUGGAACUACAUACAGGCUGCGAACGAGAUAUGCAUACACCCCCCGUCUGUUGCUGUGACAGUAGUUGCAGACCUUGCGUACAUGCAGUUCCAUCGCAAACGCCGGGAAGAAUGCGUACAACGGUUGCAUUGUAACAGUAACAGUGCCAAUAGCGGAGUGGACACUUCUUCAGAAGACACAUACCACUCACCAACUCAUCCGUUCGAUACAGGAAGCAUGAUCACGUGGGAAGAGGGCGGUUUUCGAUUAACGUGGCUCAGGUCAUACACGUUCUCCGUCGCACUAACACUCAACGCACUAAACGCGAAUUUGGUUCAAUCACAGCCUGAAACUACCAAACUACCUAAACUCUUUCUUAUGGAACGCUUACCUGCUACCGUUUGUUCCCAACGUAAGUUCAUGUCGUUCCUUCGGAGCAGGUUCCAGUUUCUAUACCGACUCGAAUAA
Messenger RNA from Babesia sp. Xinjiang, 1134 nucleotides. RefSeq lists its product as uncharacterized. The transcript has a single exon. Bases 1 to 1134 code for a protein of 377 amino acids. The record is from RefSeq and is a predicted model, not a curated record. Lineage: Eukaryota; Apicomplexa; Aconoidasida; Piroplasmida; Babesiidae.